AUGACAUGCGACGUCAAUGCCACAGAUGACUGCUGGCUACUUUCUGCCAUCGCUUCUCUCUCGGUUCAUCGAUCUCUGCUGAAGAAAGUCGUUCCUCUGGAGCAGAACUUCCAGGACGGAUACAACGGCAGCUUCACCUUCAGGUUCUGGCAAUACGGUCAGUGGGAGGAGGUGAGGAUCGACGACCUGCUGCCCACUCAGGACAACAAUCUGAUCUACCUCAGCUCUCCGGAGAAACACGAGUUCUGGAGCUCGCUGCUGGAAAAAGCCUACGCCAAGAUGAAAGGCGGCUACAGAGCUCUGGACAUGGGUUUCCCUCACGAAGCGAUGGUCGACAUGACCGGUGGAGUGACGGAGGUUCUGAAAGUGGCGUCGCUGCCCAGAGACCUGCCGGCGUUCCUCAGAAACCUGCUGGCUAAAGGAGCUCUGAUCAACUGUGCCAACUGCCAGGGUCCUCUGGAGCAGCAGAGUGAGCUGGGAAUCAUGUACCGACAUGCUUACUCUCUGACUGCAGUCGAGAAGGUAAAGACGGCUCAUGGCGUCGUAGAUUUGGUGCGAAUCAUGAAUCCUUGGGGCAACACAGAGUGGCAGGGGCCCUGGAGCGACCUGAAAGGUCCAGAGUGGAACACAGUGAGUGUGGAGGAGCAACAGCGACUGGACCGAGUGAGGAGGGAGGACGGGGAGUUCUGGAUGUCGGUGUCAGACUUCAGGCAACACUUUGAGAUGAUGGAGGUUUGUCACCUGACUGAAACUCUCAGCGAAUCAGGCUCCAGCGUGUCGCCGUGGUGCUGCAUCAUGCAUCACGGAAGCUGGGUGCCGAACAUCACAGCGGGAGGCCCUGCACAGAGCGGUUGCUUUUCGAAGAACCCUCAGUUCUACUUCAUUCUGUCGGAAGUGGACCGCUGCCCGGACAGAUCUAAGAAGACCUGCUCCUUUGUCCUGGCUCUGAUGCAGAAACACCAGAGACGUCGAGGCAUCGACCUGGCCAUCGCCCUGCAUGUUUACCCGGCCCAUCCUAAGAACACCUACCUGUCGCCUGACGACCUGAGAGCCCGUCCCCCCAUCCGCUGCAGCCCCCAGUACUCAUCUCGUCAGGAGGUCGUUCUCCGCGACUCGCUACCACCCGGUCGUUACAUCAUCGUCCCCUCCACCUCAGAGCCCAAUCAGCAGGGAGAUUUCCUCCUCCGGGUGCUGACCGAGCAGGGCAACGCCGCCAUGUGA
This is a messenger RNA of Acanthochromis polyacanthus (spiny chromis), 1221 nucleotides long. Its product is annotated as calpain-9-like. Bases 1 to 1221 code for a protein of 406 amino acids. The record is from RefSeq and is a predicted model, not a curated record. Gene Ontology annotation, cellular component: cytoplasm. Gene Ontology annotation, biological process: proteolysis. NCBI's taxonomy places the organism in Eukaryota, Metazoa, Chordata, Actinopteri, Pomacentridae. Gene Ontology annotation, molecular function: calcium-dependent cysteine-type endopeptidase activity. The transcript is spliced from 10 exons.